AUGGCAGAAAUAGACAAGUAUUUAAUUAUAGAAUGUUGGAGAAGAAGAAGUAAAGAUUUACUUAUAUUUUAGCAUCAAUAAAUAGUUUCUAGAGCAAAAGAGUUGUUUAAAAAGAGACAAAUGAGAAGCAAAGGAUAUUACUUUAAUUAAGAGGAGGGACCAUAAAGAGGAGGUAAGUAAGAGAUAAAAAGACCAGAUUAGUUGUUAAAAGUAUUAAUUUGUAAUUUAUAUUUUAGUCUAAAAAAAUAAAGAAGAACUUGAAAUUGAAGAAUAUGGAGAAGGGUAAACGUAGAUAGAUAGUAAGAAACAAAGAAAGAAUAAAUUGUGA
Paramecium sonneborni is the source of this 328-nucleotide messenger RNA. The record is from the annotation of a GenBank genome assembly. NCBI's taxonomy places the organism in Eukaryota, Ciliophora, Oligohymenophorea, Peniculida, Parameciidae.